AUGAACCGUGAGAUACCGGGCUUUUAUUAUGAUCCGGAGAAGAAGAAAUACUUCAAAAUCCAAGCCAACCAUGCUGCGCCACCUGGAGCACAGUACUCCAAAGAAGCUGUCAAAAGGAAGCGCACAGAACAAGAGAAACGGCAAAAACGGGUUCAUCUCGCCCAGCGUUCAGCUCGCGAAAAGGUUAAGACAGCUGCUUUCUUAGACCAUCCGCUGAACAAUGUCCCAAGAGAAAUUGCAACCAAUCUGCUCUCUGGAAGUGCCAGGCGGGAGCAGCAGGCCGUUGUCUAUGCAAGUCAACUACAGCGGAAGAAGCUUCAUGAGUUUGAACCGUGGCCGGAUCAUUACUCUAUUCGCCAUGUCUUGCGGAACCCCAAGUCCGGAAUCUUGAUUGCCAGUGGAUAUCAUGGUGGCGACUCGUCCGUUUCAAUCUGCUUUCCGGAUUUUGAUGAAGAACAAUGGACAUAUAACCGAACCAUGGAGCGAGUUCUAUUCAAAGAAGCAUACCGACUUUCCUCCGUUUCUUUGAGCCACACGGGAUAUCUCCUAGCAACAAUGGACAGCGGACCAAACGGGGACUCUUUUCUCGCACCACGCAUGUUACCUGACCCGGACGAAGGCGGCGACUACCGCUGGCCCAUCUACUUCGCACAUCCUAUCCGCAUUCGCACCACGCCCUCGCUAUGGUGCUCCGCAGCCUGUCCAACAGGCAGCAAAGCACUGUUUGCCAUCGGCACCUCAGAUGGCCUCCAUACACUGGAAGGCUUUGGCAGCCACUGGACACUUUCACAGAAACCAUUUCCGGGCGACACCAAACCAGGCAGUCAUCGACGCAGUGACUCCUCUCAUGCCAGCGUUACUGCCGUCGAAUGGUUAUCGCAGGACGUUAUCGCCUCGGGUCUGAAGGACUCAACUGUCUUUCUCCAUGAUCUCCGCAGUGGUGGUAGUGCGACGCGGCUACAACACCCUCACUUCGUAUCCAAGAUUCGCAGGAUUGAUCCGUAUCGACUCGUUGUGGCGGGGCAUAACUCGCUCCAAAUGUACGACAUCCGCUACGCCCCCAAUGGCCUCCAACGGAAACCAAAACCUAACUCCCGCUCCCACACCUCCACACGCCCAUAUUUGACCUUCCCCGAAUACGAACCAGAUUCCAUCCAAGACUUUGAUGUGAGCAAUGAACUCGGCAUGUUAGCAAGUGCCUCCGACGAACACAAGAUUCAACUUUUCUCUCUACGCACCGGUGCGCAGGUUGCCUCUCCGCUGUCGAAAUAUCGCUACCCGCAGCCUAUACACUCGCUGUGUUUUGAGUCUAGUGAAGGCGCCCUGAAUAGGCAUGCGCCUCAAACACCUAGUCUAUUGGUAUGUGCGGGUGCUACUGUCGAUCAGUGGACUUGGUAG
Penicillium riverlandense is the source of this 1398-nucleotide messenger RNA. RefSeq lists its product as uncharacterized. Lineage: Eukaryota; Fungi; Ascomycota; Eurotiomycetes; Eurotiales; Aspergillaceae. Bases 1 to 1398 code for a protein of 465 amino acids. Gene Ontology annotation, cellular component: Cul4-RING E3 ubiquitin ligase complex. Gene Ontology annotation, molecular function: protein binding. The record is from RefSeq and is a predicted model, not a curated record. The transcript has 10 exons.